Messenger RNA from Synchiropus splendidus (mandarinfish), 9089 nucleotides. It is a transcript of the gene igf2r, whose product is annotated as insulin-like growth factor 2 receptor. Gene Ontology annotation, biological process: lysosomal transport. Gene Ontology annotation, cellular component: late endosome; trans-Golgi network; plasma membrane. Lineage: Eukaryota; Metazoa; Chordata; Actinopteri; Syngnathiformes; Callionymidae. Bases 164 to 7630 code for a protein of 2488 amino acids. Gene Ontology annotation, molecular function: signaling receptor activity; insulin-like growth factor binding; D-mannose binding. The transcript has 50 exons. The record is from RefSeq and is a predicted model, not a curated record.
GUCAGGCAGUUUUCCCACGCUCAGUGAACGCAUCGCCGGCGCUAUCAUGACAGUCAUGUGAUGCGGCGUCAUGUGGUGCAGUCACUUCCUGCUGUUUUGCUACGGACCGCUCUGCAAUAUCAUGUCGUCGUAGUGCGGUUCCGAACCUACAGCGGACACAAACAUGUCAGUCACACUCACGUUGGGUUCUGGCUCGUCCCGCAAGCUGCUGCUGUGGUCGCUGGUGUGCGUGGGCUGCGUGCUGGUCCGGUCGGGAGCGGAGGAGGGCGCGAACCCGUGGUACCGGGACCUCUGCAGCUACAAGUGGGAGGCCAUCGACCAGGACAGCAACACGGGCUACACUCUGAAGCUCUGCGAGUCUUCGCCCCCGACCAGCUGUGGCUCAGGAACAGCUGUCUGUGCCCGAAACCUGGGGACCAACGCCAGCCGGUCCGUCGGUGAGCUGACCCUGCGGACGGAGUCGGGCACAGUGCUGGAUUUCAACAGCACCACUCAAUGUCAAGGAGGCAGCACCAACGUUCAGGCCACCAUCGGCUUCCAGUGCGGGAAAACCAUGGGGACCCCAGAGUUCGUGGCUGCUUCUCAGUGCGUGCAUUACUUCGAGUGGAGAACCUACGCCGCCUGCAAGAAAGAAAAGUUCAAACCCCACAAGGAGGUCCCCUGCUACGUCUUCGACUCUGACGGGAAGAAGCACGACCUCACGCCUCUGAUCAAGACCAGCGGCGGAUACCUGGUGGACGACGGCGACGACAGCGUCAACUUCUACAUCAACAUCUGCCGCAGCCUGAGUGGUCAGCAGUCGUCCUGUGAGGCGGGCUCUGCCGCCUGCCUGGUCACCACAGACGGGUCCUACAACAUGGGUUCUCCGUCCAGCCCUCUGGAGCUCAUGUCCAGCGGCAGACUGAGGUUACGCUACGAAGGGACCGGCGGCUCCUCUCCCAGCAUCUGCAACGGUCACGACCCUGCAGUCACCAUCACCUUCACCUGCCCCUCCAGCAGACUCACGGCCAGCGCUCCCAGACUGACGGCCGAGUCCAACUGUCGUUACGAGGUGGAGUGGGUGACGGAAUACGCCUGUCACCGAGACUACCUGGAGAGCAGCAGCUGCAAGCUGACCAGCGAGCAGCACGACAUCUCCAUCGACCUCACGCCUCUCACCCUCAGCUCUGUCGAUCAUCCCUAUCACGCCUUCUCUGGAGAUGGGGACGAGGGCUACGUCUACUACCUGAACGUCUGCGGCAAAGUCCCCACUGACGAGUGCAGCGAUCGGGACGACUUCAUUUCCUCCUGCCAGGUGAAGAAGAACAAAGACGUGAAGAAAGUGGCCGGACGCUUCCAGAACCAGACCCUGCGCUACUCGGACGGAGACCUGACGCUCACCUAUCCCGGGGGCAGCACCUGCUCCACAGGCUUCCAGAGAAUGACCAUCAUCAACUUUGAGUGCGACAGAAACGCAACCAAUGGCGGCCUGGGUACUCCAGUUUUCACCGGUGAGACCGACUGCACAUACUACUUUGAGUGGCAGACAGCGCACGCCUGCGUCAAGGAGAAGGAGGAUCUGCUGUGCCGGGUUGACGACGGCAGCAAGCACUACGACCUCUCUUCCCUGACUCGAUCCCCUGGGUCGGACGCGGCGGGGAACUGGGAGGCUGUGGACGCCAACGCCCCCAAGACUGACCCCAGGAGGUUCUACCUCAACGUCUGUCACAAGGUGGUGCAGGAGGGCGGAGCCAGCGGCUGCCCGGAGGACGCUGCCAUCUGUGCCGUCGACAAGAAGAAGAAGAAGGUGCUCAGCCUGGGCAGCUUCCUCUCCCCGCCUCAGAAGACUGAGAAAGGAAGUGACAUCAGACUCCUGUACACCGACGGAGACCUGUGCAGAGAAAACACUCGCAUUCAAACCAUCGUGACGCUCAAGUGCAAACCUGGAGACCUGGAAAACGCUCCGGUCCUGCGCAGCAUCUCCUCCGACCAGUGCGUGUAUGAGCUGGAGUGGUACACUGCUGCGGCCUGUGUCCUCUCCAGGACACAAGGAGACGACUGCAAGGUGGCGGACUCCCAGGCGGGCUUCUUCUUCGACCUGUCUCCGCUCACCAAAGUCGACGGCGGCUACUACAACCUGACCAGCGGCGGCUACACUUACUUCAUCAAUGUGUGCGGCCCCGUUAAAGUAGCCCAAUGUCCUGAGAAGGCUGGAGCAUGUCAGGUGGAGAAGAGCUCCUGGAGUCUGGGUCAGGCCAGCGCCAAACUGUCCUACUACGACGGGCUGAUCCAGCUCCGCUAUGUUGACGGGUCCCAGUACAACAAUGAGCAGCACACGCUCAGAUCCACGCUCAUCUCGUUCCUCUGCGACCCGGAGGCUGGUGCCGGACGGCCCGAGUUCCAGGUGGAGGACAACUACACGUACAACUUCAGGUGGUACUCUUCGUACGCCUGUCCAGAGAGGCCCCACGAGUGUUUGGUGACUGACCCCAACACGCUGGAGCAGUACGACCUGUCCAGCCUCUCUCGCUCCACCUCCGGGGGCAACUGGCAAGUGAUGGAUUUGACGGACGGCAAGACUCUGUCCAAGUACUACAUCAACGUGUGCCGGCCUCUGAACGCCGUGGCGGGCUGCAGCCGCGGCGCGUCGGCGUGUAAGAUGAAGUUCGAUCCUGACCAGGGUUCGCGGAAGGAGGUGGUGGAGGUCAGCAACAUGGGUGUUUCUAAACGAGGGCCCAUCAUCGAGGGCCGCGACCGGCUGCUGCUGGAGUUCACCGACGGCUCGCCCUGCCCAGGCGGGCAGGCGCUCCAGUACCGGACCGUCAUCCACCUGAUCUGCUCCAGAGGCAGUGUGUCCACGGGCCCUCGGUUCUUCAUGUUUCAGAACUGCACCGCCAUCUUCAAGUGGGAGACCCGAGCCGCCUGCGCCAUCACUACCACCCAGAACAACAGCUGCUCCGUGGUCGACCCCAACACGGGCCUGCUCUUCAACCUCCAGCCUCUGGCUCGACCCGACGGCUACCAGGUCAACGCAAACGGGAAGGACUAUGUGGUGAACAUCUGCUCUGAUGUGGAGCAGUGUGGGCCGGGCAUGGCGGGCUGCGAGCUAGAGAACGGACGUGCUUUGAGCCCGGUGGGCCUGGAGAAGACGCUCCAGUACUCCACCGACGGACUGCUGAAGCUCAUCUACAAAGGAGACCUGGACAGCGCCUCAGCCACUCGUGACACCUUCACCAUCAACUUCGUCUGUGACCCCAAAGAGGACUCUGGAUCCCUCAAGUUGCUGCGAGAGGAGAUGAGUACUGGUCAAACCCACGUGACCCAUGAGGUUCUCUUCGAGUUUUUCACCGCUCUGGCCUGUGUGCCUGCGCCCGUGGACUGCCAGAUCAUUGACGCCCAUGGAAACACAUACGACCUGAGUCACCUGAUGCGGGACCAAGAGGCCAGUCCGUGGGUCGCUGUGGACACAGACGCAGGAAAGUCCCGCAGGUUCUACAUCAACGUGUGCAGGCCCCUCCCCCCAGUGAAGGGCUGCCCGGUGGGUCCUCUGGGGUCCUGCGCUGUCAUCGAUGGAGUCUACUACAACCUGGGCUACGUGCAGUCCCGUCCGCAGGCGGCCGACGACGGCUCCAUCAGCAUCGUGUACCAGAGCGGAGACAAGUGUGAGCCCAGCGGCCGCCGCCUCUCCACGCGCAUCAUCUUCCAGUGCGAUGACAACCCGGGCUCGCCCAUGUUCGACCGUAAGGACGGCUGUGAGUACGUCUUCAUCUGGAGGACGUUGGAGGCGUGUCCCAUCACAAAGUCUCAAGGUGACGGGUGUCGGGUCACUGACCCCAGAAGUGGCUACAUCUUUGACCUGAACUCCCUGAAGGGCCGAGACUACUCGGUGCGCAGCGACAAGUACAUCUACCACCUGUCGGUCUGCAGCGCCUUGCAGAAGGGCGUCUGCACGCACAGAGACAGCGACCAGGUGUCCUCCUGCCAGGCGGAUGGAAACACCCACAAGAUAGCAGGAACGGUCAACAAGGUUCUGAGCUACGUGGAAGACCAGCUGAUCCUCAACUACACGGGGGGAGACACCUGUCACAAGAUCUACCAGAGAACCACGGUGAUCUACUUCUCCUGCAGCCCCGGCAUGAGUCCAGGGGCACCAGAGUUUGUCAAGGAGACUCCAGACUGCACGUACCUGUUCGACUGGCCCACAGCCCUGGCCUGCAUCCCGGUCAAGACCACCAGCUGCUCUUUCAACAACGGUCAGGGUCAGUCAUACGACCUCUCCCCUCUGGCCUCGGACUCUCAGAACUGGGAGGUGGAGCCGUCCACCGACGACACCAACAGAAGGUUCUAUAUCAACGUGUGCAGAUCACUGGUGCAGAAGGGAGGGUCGUGGAAGUGCCCAUCCACCGCCGCCUCCUGCAUGAAGGUGGGUGACAACUACCUGAGCCUGGGGCAGGUGAAGUCCGGCCCCUCGUGGGACGGAAGCGUGCUGAAGCUCCAGUACACCGGCGGCCAGCUGUGUCCGGACCGAGUCCGCAACAGAAGCAGCGUCAUCCGCUUCAAGUGCGACAAAGACAAAGUGGACUCCAGCCCCACGCUCAUCUCCAGCGUGGAGGACUGCGUGUUCAACUUCCUGUGGCUCACGGCGGCGGCCUGCCCGCUCAGUGGCGCCCAGCAUGACGACUGCCGAGUCAGCAACCCCGCCACAGGACAUUUGUUCGACCUGAACAGCCUGACCCAGGACGGAGGUUACACCGUGUACGACCACAAGGACCCGCGGAAGAUGAUCCGCCUCAACAUCUGCGGAAACAUCAGCAAUGCCGGGUGUGAGCCUGAAGCUGCGGUGUGUGUGAAGGACGGCAACAGCGUGGUCAGCGGGGGCCAGGUGAGCAGGAAGCUCUCGUACAAGGAUCACGUCCUGGAGCUGACGUAUGAAGGCGGAAGCUCUUGUCCCGCGAACCCCAAGCUCAAGCACAGCACCAUCAUCCACUUCAUCUGCAGACCCUCCAACAUGGGCUCAGCCCCUGUGAAGCCGGUCCUGGUCGACUCGGACGAUGACACAUGCACACACUUCUUCUCAGUGCACACACACUUGGCCUGCGAACAACCUGUCACAUGUUCGGUCCAAAAUGGGUCUUCCCUGAUCGACCUGACUCCUCUGAUCCACGUCAGUGGGUUUUACACCGCCUCAGAUGACGCUUUGGACCUGAACGGCGGCUCUCCGGACUUCUACAUCAACAUCUGUCUGCCACUGAACCCCAUCCCAGGAGUCACCUGCCCGGCCGGAGCUGCAGUCUGCAUGGACCCUGAGGACGGGCCACCCAUCGACAUCGGCCGGAUCACGAGCGGCCCCCAGAUCAACAAGGCUGGUCAGGUCACCAUCACCUACUACAGCACCACCAAAUGUGCCGCUGACCCGUCCCUCAACCUCACGUCCACCAUCGUCUUCAGCUGCCAGAGAGGACUGGAGCUGGGCUCCCCUCAAAUGCUGAGUCAGCAGGGCUGCGUGUACGUCUUUGAGUGGGCCACUCCAGUGGUGUGCCCGGACUACACCAACUCCAGCGGCUGCCAGCUCACCGACUCGCAGCUCCAGUACACCUUCGACCUGUCUACUCUGUCCGGGGAGGUCCAGGUUCCAGUCGGCUCGAGUUCCUACCGGAUCAACGUGUGCGGGUCAGUGGCAGAACCAGCCUGUAAGAAGAGUGCGGUCUGCCAGGUGUCUGGCUCCGGAGCGGACAAGUUGGCAGCAUCGUUUGGCAUCAGCAAGGCCAUGACGAUGGGCUACCAGCACGAGAACCAGGCCGUCCUCAUGCAGUACGGUGGAGGAGAUCUCUGCCCCCCCAAGACCAGCGACGGAGACGUCUGCGUCUUCCCCUUCACCAUGAUGAAGAAGACGUACACUGAGUGCACCACAGAGGGGAGGACUGAGGGCAGGAUGUGGUGCGCCACCACGCCCAACUAUGACACCGACCAGAAGUGGGGGUUCUGUAAACCAGGCUCCGCAAAGCGCCAGUCGUCCAUACUCUUCAGCUGCGACCCGUCAGCAGGCCAUGGUUCUCCUCAGCUACUCUCAGAAACGGCCGGGUGCUCGGCCUCCUUCCAGUGGAGGACCAGCGCCGUCUGUCCCCCGAAGAAGAUGGAAUGUAAACUUGUCACCCAGCACAAGACCUUUGAGCUGCGGGGCCUGUCCUUGCGCACGGAGCCGUGGAAGUUCAAGCACAGAGGAGACUCAUACUUCAUCAACCUGUGCCAGGAGAUCCACGGAGGGCUGCCUGGAUGUCCCGCCGGAGCGUCGGUGUGCCGCCGUACUGCAGCCGGGACCACGCAGACGCUGGGCCGCGUCUACACGCAGAAGAUGAGCUACUCUGAGGAAAAGAUCCUGGUCAGCUACUCCGCCGGAGAUGAGGUUUGUGGGAACGGCCUGAAGGCAAAGACCAUCAUUGUGCUGAGCUGUGGACCCACGGUCGGACAGCCCGAGAUCUCAAGCGUCAACGACUCGUCCUGCGAGUUCCGGAUCCAGUGGCAGACCCGGACGGCGUGUGCAGUGACACAGCAGGUGGUGGAGAUGGUGAACGGGACCAUCACAGUCCCUGACACAGGGGUCCGCUUCAGCCUGGGGGCACUCUACUUCAGCCACCACCAGGCGUCCGGAGAUAUCCGGUCCAAUGGCGACCGCUACAUCUACCACAUCCAGCUGUCCGGCAUCAAUAACGCCUCGCUGUCCACCUGCCUCGGCGCCAACGUCUGUCAGGUCAAGCUCAACGGCGUCUACAGACGGAAGAUCGGCCUGUCCAGCAAAGCCGAGUACUACGUGAAUGGAGCAAACCUGGAUGUCAAAGUUCCAUCCGAGUCCACGUGUGGCCGAGAGAAGACCAAAAAGGUGUCGUCCACCAUCAUGUUCCGCUGCAACCCCUCCGCUGGCGUGGGCAUCCCCGAGUUCCGGGGGGAGACGGACGAGUGCCAGUACCUGUUCAUGUGGCACACGGACGCUGUGUGCGGCCUCACGGCCAUUGACGGUCAGACGACGGACGACGGCAGCAGUCUGGGGCCGGUCCUGAGCUCGAGGAGCCGGGUGGCGGGCGAGAUCCUCAGCAUGCUGCUGCUGGGCCUGCUGCUAUGUGUGCUGGCUCUGCUGCUGCGCAACAGGGAGCGGAGAGAGCUGGUGAUGCAGAAGGUGACGGGCUGCUGCCGGAGAGGAAACCAGGUCUCCUACAAAUACUCCAAGGUGAACAUGGACGAAGACGGCGGCGAGGACGAGAUGGAGUGGCUGAUGGAGGAGCUGGAGACGUCGCCGGCCUCGGCCCCGGCCCCGUCGCUCUCUCUGCACCGCAGCAACGGCCACAUCACCACCAAGAAGGUGAACACGGACGGCCUGCACUCCUUCUCCCUGGAUGAGCAGGAGGACGACAGCGAGGACGAGGUGCUGAGCGUGCCGGGCGUGCGAGCGCUCAAGGCCACGGCGGCCCGCCCCGGUGGCGGCAGCGUCUUCCUGCAGGAGGAGAGCGACGAGGACCUGGUGGGCCUCCUGGAGCACCCGGACAGGAAGCGCCCGAGCGGCAGGCCGCGCUCCUCGGGCCGUCAGCGCACUCAGCGCACGCCGCCGGCUCGGAAACCUGAGGAGGAGGACAGUGACGAGGACCUGCUGAGGGUGUGACCUCACUUCCUGUCUCCGCCUCCUGGAACUCUCAGUGAAUGUCUCCGUCGCGUCUGACGACACAGAAACUUUAUAUUUUGGGGAUUUAUUUUCGUUGGAUGCUCCUUUACCCCGCUGGCUCCGAUGCUGAGCUGCUUCUCUUAUUUAUUGACGGGAUCCUAUUUAAUUUGUGUGUGGAGCUCUCACGGCGCCGCUGCCCCGGUGUCUCCAGCUGGUGGUGCCGGGAGCUGCGUCCACUCUGCUGCGUCGCUCGCUCUCACCUCCGUUGGUGACCUCAGACUGAGGCUCGUCCUCAGCCAGGAGGACUGGCGAGGCCACGCCCCCCCCACCGCCCCCCGUCCGUCUUCUGCGCCGUCCCAUGUUCCGUCUGCUCAUUGUUCCAAUCCGUCGAGUGGGCGCAGCGUCCCGCAGCCAGCAUCAACCUGUCGCUGUGUAAAUAAAGGAGCGGUUUUGUUUUGUGCCAUGACGUCAGCACUUUACUGUAGCAUCACUCGAGCCGCCGCCGCCGCCGCGGGACUCUUGUGUUUCUUCUGUCUGAGCCACAGGCCCCACCAUCAGGGCGCCUCGCUCCUCUUCAACUGGCCCACAAGACGUCAAACAGCGCCCCCGCCAGGCGUCUUAAUACAUACACCCAAGAAGCAGGCAAAACCACGACAGCGCUCUCUGACCUUUGACCUCAGGUCCAACAAUCGGCAUCUUUCUUUCCAGGGAUUCUGAGCUAGAAAUGGAAUUUGGGGUUUUGAAGGCUAAAGUUUAAAAUUCUGACCCCGAGGUCAGAAGUGUGGGGCAGGAUGAAGCUGCCGUCACUGUCCAGACCUGGACCUUUGCAACUCUGGAUUCCACUGUGGGAAUCCUGACUCGCUUCUGUGCUUCACUUUUCAUGUGUCGGCAGGCAGGAAAUCGUUCUGACUCUGAAGCUAACAUAUUAAAACCCCUUCACAUGUCAGAGCUCAUGUUUCUGCAACUCUGACUUCUGAUCCACGAGUGACACGGCAGGACAAGAUGAAAGGAAGUGCCAGACUUGGUUUAUUCUGCACGUGUGGGGUGAGGAGGCGCCACCUCCGUGUUUCUGACGUGGGGAGGUGCUAGGUCAAAGGUCCUUUCCCGUUGGAAAUGGAGGUUCCAGGUGUGAGUCGGGAAGUGGAUGUGACCUUGACUCGAGGAGAGAAGGAAUCUCUCGUUUGUUUGGCUCGGAUGAGUCGAGUCAGAACUGGAACUGGGCGAAACCUUGGGCUUCUGUUCCCGCAUGUCAGGAGGCGAUGGACUGUGUGCUACGUGACAAGCUUUGGGCCUCAAACGCCUCGUCUAUAUUCCCGAACCGGAGCGCUGGACUCUUCCUUCCCACUCUGAAACUCAGAACCCCCACAGAAGCACAAGGAUCCGAGACGUUUUUGUCGUUUGUGCAGCUCGAUGCCUGUUUUGCUGUUUAAAACCAAGAAGAAAAAGAGGUGCAUUUGAA